Puma concolor (puma) is the source of this 2275-nucleotide messenger RNA. Lineage: Eukaryota; Metazoa; Chordata; Mammalia; Carnivora; Felidae. The record is from RefSeq and is a predicted model, not a curated record.
CACCACCAUGCUGAAGAAAUUUGAUAAGAAAGACGAGGAAUCGGGUGGAGGCUCCAACCCAUUCCAGCAUCUUGAGAAGAGUGCAGUACUCCAGGAGGCCCGUGUAUUUAACGAGACACCCAUCAACCCUCGAAAAUGUGCCCACAUCCUCACCAAGAUCCUUUACCUCAUAAACCAGGGGGAGCACCUAGGGACCACCGAAGCAACCGAGGCCUUCUUUGCCAUGACCAAGCUCUUUCAGUCCAAUGAUCCCACACUCCGUCGGAUGUGCUAUUUGACCAUCAAGGAGAUGUCUUGCAUUGCCGAGGAUGUCAUUAUUGUUACCAGCAGCCUGACAAAGGACAUGACUGGGAAAGAAGACAACUACCGUGGCCCGGCUGUGCGUGCCCUCUGCCAGAUCACUGAUAGCACCAUGCUACAGGCUAUUGAGCGCUACAUGAAACAGGCCAUCGUGGACAAGGUGCCCAGUGUCUCCAGCUCUGCCCUGGUGUCUUCCUUGCACCUACUGAAGUGCAGCUUUGACGUGGUCAAGCGCUGGGUGAAUGAGGCCCAGGAGGCGGCGUCCAGUGAUAACAUCAUGGUCCAGUACCAUGCUCUGGGGCUCCUGUACCACGUGCGGAAGAACGACCGCCUGGCUGUCAAUAAGAUGAUCAGCAAGUUCACCCGGCAUGGCCUCAAGUCUCCCUUUGCCUACUGCAUGAUGAUCCGGGUGGCCAGCAAACAGCUGGAGGAAGAGGAUGGCAGCCGUGACAGCCCUCUGUUCGACUUUAUUGAGAGCUGCUUGCGCAACAAGCACGAGAUGGUGGUGUACGAAGCCGCCUCGGCCAUCGUCAACCUGCCAGGCUGCAGCGCCAAAGAGCUGGCCCCCGCUGUGUCAGUGCUCCAGCUUUUCUGCAGCUCGCCCAAGGCCGCUCUCCGCUAUGCUGCUGUCCGUACCCUCAAUAAGGUGGCCAUGAAGCAUCCGUCAGCAGUGACAGCCUGCAAUCUGGACCUAGAGAACCUGGUUACAGAUUCAAAUCGCAGCAUCGCCACGUUGGCCAUCACCACGCUCCUCAAGACUGGCAGCGAGAGCAGCAUCGAUCGCCUCAUGAAGCAGAUCUCGUCCUUCAUGUCGGAGAUCUCAGAUGAGUUCAAGGUGGUGGUGGUCCAGGCCAUCAGUGCCUUAUGUCAGAAGUAUCCUCGAAAACACGCCGUGCUCAUGAAUUUCCUGUUCACCAUGCUGCGGGAAGAGGGCGGCUUUGAGUACAAGCGGGCCAUCGUGGACUGCAUCAUUAGCAUCAUUGAGGAAAACACAGAGAGCAAGGAGACCGGGCUGUCACACCUGUGCGAGUUCAUCGAGGACUGCGAGUUCACCGUCCUGGCCACCCGCAUCCUGCAUCUCCUGGGCCAGGAGGGACCCAAGACCAACAACCCCUCCAAGUAUAUCCGCUUCAUCUAUAACCGCGUGGUCUUGGAGCAUGAGGAGGUCCGGGCAGGCGCUGUGAGUGCUCUGGCCAAGUUUGGAGCCCAGAAUGAAGAGAUGUUACCCAGUAUCUUGGUGUUGCUGAAGAGGUGCGUGAUGGACGAUGACAAUGAAGUAAGGGACCGAGCCACUUUCUAUCUCAAUGUCCUGGAGCAGAAGCAGAAGGCCCUCAACGCAGGCUAUAUCCUAAAUGGUCUGACCGUUUCCAUCCCUGGUCUGGAGAGAGCUCUGCAGCAGUACACUCUAGAACCAUCGGAAAAACCUUUUGACCUCAAGUCUGUGCCCCUGGCCACCACGCCCAUGGCAGAGCAGAGAACAGAAAGCACCCCCAUCACAGCUGCCAAGCAGGCGGAGAAAGUGGCAGCCACUCGAGAAGACAUCUUCCAGGAACAGUUGGCGGCAGUGCCAGAGUUCCACGGGCUGGGGCUCCUCUUCAAGUCCUCGCCUGAGCCUGUGGCCCUCACUGAGUCAGAGACAGAGUAUGUCAUCCGCUGUACCAAACACACCUUCACUGACCACAUGGUGUUCCAGUUUGACUGCACAAACACACUCAAUGACCAGACUCUGGAGAAUGUCACAGUCCAGAUGGAGCCCACUGAAGCUUAUGAAGUGCUCUGUUACGUGCCUGCCCGAAGCCUACCCUACAACCAGCCUGGGACCUGCUACACGCUGGUGGCACUGCCCAAGGAAGACCCCACAGCUGUGGCCUGCACAUUCAGCUGCAUGAUGAAGUUCACUGUCAAGGAUUGUGACCCCACCACUGGGGAGACCGACGAUGAAGGCUAUGAAGAUGAAUAUGUGGUAAGAAGCUAA